Messenger RNA from Colletotrichum tamarilloi, 582 nucleotides. RefSeq lists its product as uncharacterized. The coding region runs from base 1 to 582 and encodes 193 amino acids. The transcript is spliced from 2 exons. NCBI's taxonomy places the organism in Eukaryota, Fungi, Ascomycota, Sordariomycetes, Glomerellales, Glomerellaceae. The record is from RefSeq and is a predicted model, not a curated record.
AUGUCUUUCAUGCAGGAGCUCACGUCAUGGAUGUCCCCAACAUCGUUGACCCUGUCCAACCCACCAAAAGCGGGCGACGCGGCCCCGAGCACCGACCAGCUCACACUGCCUAGGGAUGGUGGUAAACCCGCUGUAAUCGCUUUCCUGCGGCACUGUGGAUGCCCAUUCGCCGAGAAGACCUUCAUCACGCUCCGCGAAGCAGCAUCGAAGCAUCCCGAAAUCGCCUUCAUCGCCGUCUCUCACUCGUCAGAGUCGCACACACAGAAAUGGCUGUCCGAGGUCGGCGGACCCGGCGAUAAGAACCCGGUCCAAGUCAUCGCCAACGAAGAGCGCGACGUGUACGCCAGAUGGGGACUCGGCGCAUCGAGUUUCUGGCACGUACUGAGUCCCUGGGCGCUUUCGGAUGUGUUCAAGCUCUCUCGUGAAGAGGGAAUCGCCAAUAGGCCCACUGAGAGUGGCAACAGAUGGCAGACUUCCGGAGCUUGGGCUGUUGAUGGGAAGGGUCAGGUUACAUGGGGUGGUCCCGCCACGACUGCCUCUGAGAUUCCCGAUGUUGAAAAGGCCAUUGAGACGCUGAAGUAA